AUGUUUUGCUUCGUGUCCGAUGUCUUUCUCUAUGCUGUUGUUGUUUGAGUACUUCCCGAUCAGACAGACUGCUGGUGUGGCUUCUCUGGUGUUUUAAUGUACUUGCUGUAGGCCCUACACUUUGUUUAUAUAAAUUAGGUAUCUAGUUUGGGAAAUUUUAAGUUUUUAACCAAAGUCAAGAAUUUUCAGUUGAUUCUGUUUUGCAUGUACUCAUUACAAUAAUGGCCGAAGGAGGAUAUGACCCGUGCGAGUGUAUAUGGUCCCGUGAGGGCGCUAUGCGGCGACUAAUAUCGCUGCUGCGUAAUUCACAGACGACCUGUACAGAAAAUGAAUGUAUAAAUUUACCAUCACCGGAAAGUGAUGGUGGUUACAACUUCAUGAUGUUGCUGAUGGGUUGGGUUGUACUAGCGGUUGUUCUAUUUCUGAUGCGACCAAACUCAAUGAGAAACAGAGGAGAUGAUAAACCAAGAAAUCAAGCUCCUCCACCACCUCCUCCUGCACCAUCCGUUGAUUAGAAACCAUAUAUAAUAGAAGAGCUCAACUGUAGUUCAUCUAUAUUCUAUUCGUGUACCAAAGGUAUGGAUAGAGAACAGGUUCCACUCAAUGUAAUGGAAAAGCACAUGUUCCUCUACAACAGAGGUGGGCAUAAAAAUGGUUUGGAGAGCUAAAAUGAAUUUUGGAUUUUACACCGAGAGAGUGCACCCAAAUUUUGAUGUUUCCAGUGCACUUCCAGAAACCUUUGUGCACUUCUUAUACCGUUUUAAUGCUCAGUUUUAAUAUAACUUUGUACAGAUAAUCAGUGUCGGGCCUUAAAAAACAAGGUGUUUUCUAGCCAAAGAUGAUUGGCAGGCCGCACACAUAGGGUUUUUAAUUCAUUUUUGCGGGCUGCAAAAAAUUACUGUCGGUGGGGGGGGGCGCCACAUGUGGCCCGCGGACCGCACUUUGCCCACCUGUGCUCUACCAGUUACUACUAAAGGGUGCCUUAAAAAUCUGUCUUUUGAAUAAAUUUGUUUAGCUAAUUAAAGCUACUCAUACCAGCUUGUAGGCAUGGGGUCUUGUAAACAGUAUGUGCUUUAAUUACAAUGAGUAGAAUCUAAUUCCCUAUUAUUCUUUGGGAAAGUAACAGAAAAAUGUUGGAAAAAAACAAAAAAAAUUAAAAGAAAGGGAUUUUAUCAUAUAUUUUUUUAGACAGACUCAGCUGGACUGUUAGAGUUGAAGUUCUGUCAACGGGUUCCUAUGAUAUUCCCGUACAUGUGUUUACGGUAGCAUAACACUUUAAACAUAUUACUUAGAAGGGGAAGGGAAGUGUACAUACAUACACACAGGGAGAAAGUGGUGGAUAAAUUCUUUAUAUAUAUAUAUGUUUUUUUUUUAUCAAACUAAUAAAUUUGAUAAUUAUU
Molecule: messenger RNA, 1400 nt
Organism: Anneissia japonica
Lineage: Eukaryota; Metazoa; Echinodermata; Crinoidea; Comatulida; Comatulidae
Product: small integral membrane protein 14-like
Exons: 6
Coding region: 222-515 (97 amino acids)
Cellular component (GO): endoplasmic reticulum
Source: RefSeq, a predicted model, not a curated record